UUUGUCUGAAUCUACACCAAAAGUGAAAUCAGCUCCAAACUGGCUGGAUAAAGUGAUAUGUCGACCACAUGAUUCAAAUCUGUGGCAGUGUCCAUCUUCACCCUGGGGACAGAACUACUGUAAUGAAUAUGAAGUGGCCAAAAUCAUCUGCUCAAUGGAGGAAAAUCCUGAAUCUCCUCAGAGUCGUCUGACAUGUUCUACCUCACCAUCUCCUCACCAGAGACAGUGUUCAAAGCAUGCUCCUCUCAGACUGAGUGGAGGGGAGGGCCGGUGCUCUGGGAGGCUGGAGGUGUAUCAUAACGCUGUGUGGGGCUCAGUCUGUGAUGAUCUGUGGGACAUCAGCGAUGCUCAGGUGGUCUGCAGGCAGCUGGGUUGUGGAGCAGCACUGAGGGCUGAUGGGAAUUCAGUCUUUGGUGCUGGUGAAGGUGUUGUGUGGCUGAACAGAGUCGAGUGCAGAGGGAAUGAGAUUCACCUGUGGGACUGUCCUCUCUCCCUGAAGAACCACACUGACUGCUCCAAAAAAGAUCACGCUGGACUCACCUGUGCAGAUUUGUCCGUGUCCACUACUCCUGCCACAACAACAUCAUCUUCUCCUUCAGUUUCUCAGACAGUGAGCUCAACAUCAGUCUCUCCUCCACAAACUCCUCCAGCAGCGUCUCUCUCUGUGCUUGUGAUUGUACUGGGAGUUGUGCUCUUACUGCUCUUAGUGCCACUGCUUAUACUGAUUCAGCAGAACAGAGUGAUGAGGAGAGGUAGGAGAGAUCCAGAGACUGUCAUAUUGUGUCUUAUUCAGUGUCAUGUGUUGUGAACUGACAGCAGGUUU
Ctenopharyngodon idella (grass carp) is the source of this 823-nucleotide messenger RNA. RefSeq names its product scavenger receptor cysteine-rich type 1 protein M130-like. The coding region runs from base 155 to 808 and encodes 217 amino acids. Gene Ontology annotation, cellular component: membrane. The transcript is spliced from 4 exons. NCBI's taxonomy places the organism in Eukaryota, Metazoa, Chordata, Actinopteri, Cypriniformes, Xenocyprididae. The record is from RefSeq and is a predicted model, not a curated record.